This is a messenger RNA of Helobdella robusta, 752 nucleotides long. RefSeq lists its product as hypothetical. Bases 89 to 550 code for a protein of 153 amino acids. The transcript is spliced from 5 exons. NCBI's taxonomy places the organism in Eukaryota, Metazoa, Annelida, Clitellata, Rhynchobdellida, Glossiphoniidae. The record is from RefSeq and is a predicted model, not a curated record. Gene Ontology annotation, biological process: positive regulation of voltage-gated potassium channel activity; regulation of synaptic transmission, cholinergic; sleep.
UUUGUUUUCAAUCAUUGUACUCAGGUGUUUCAAAAAUUAAAAAAUAAUUAAAUAAAUAAUAAAUUAGUUAUUAAAUAAAUAAAACUAAAUGAUGGACAACUUCACAUAUUUCCUUCUUUGCUUAUUUUUCGGAUUAUUAUUUCUCAAUCGUGAAGUAUGCAGCUUGCAAUGCUACCAGUGUGAUAGCAAUGAGGAUAACUCCUGCCCGACAUACAAGCCCUUCGAUCUGAACAUCAAUGCACUGGUCGACUGCCAAAGUUUUGAAACCCGAAUUCCUGGAACUUUCUGCCUGAAAAUAACUAGGCAGAGUCCUGGCUGGUACGGAUGGAUAAAACAAACUCGAAGAUGCGGUUCUCGAUCCGAAACAGGUGUUGCCUGGGGCUGCAAAUGGUCGUACGAGGAGGAUGGGGUGUGGAAGGAGAUGUGCUACUGCGACGACAGGGACGGGUGCAACCACGCAAGUCCCUCCCAAUCUUCACUUUCCAUCCUUCUCUUGUUUCUCACCGCUUCAUGCAUACAACUAUUUAUCUAUUUCCUCCGUUUUGUUUAACUUUUUUUUUAUAUAAAUAUUUUAAACCUUUAUAGCAAGUUUUGUUCAACUGAUUUCUGAUUUCAAUCUAUUUAUAACAAUUUCAAUCUAAAUAAUCAAUUAAAAACGUGCUGGUUUUAAUGGCGUUGUGUCUUUUUCUGAGUUGAUUUUCGUUAUCUAAACGUCACGGUGACAUUCAGGCGCGCACACACACACACACACA